AUUGCGCGGGCGACAAGAGCGCCCAGACAAAAUUUAGACACGAACUCAGAUGGAUAGAUCUCAUCAUGUCAUGUGACCUCCCAUUCAGUUCAGCUUCAGCAGUUGCAAUUUCAAAACCCUAAUUCCUGAAAAUUAGCUCAACUUUGAAUAUUCGUUAUAUACGCUGCCGUUUUAUUCAUUUUUUUUUAUCUCUAAUCUCCUUUGUUCCCCCGCUGUCCCCGUCGCCGCCGCCACUGCAAGUUCCACCAGGACUUCCGAUAACUCAGGUCACAUGGGUUCUGAGAUUUGUACGGAUAAAAUGGGGAAGAGCCAAGAUUUAUCGCAGAAGUUCACAGAAAGUUUGGAUGAAACCUGUAGUGAAGAAGCUAAUAAGGCAAAGGUUGAGCCAUCUCUUGGGCCAAUCACUCCUGAUGCAAACAAAGAGAAUGGGGAUUUCGCUUUGGAGCCUAGUUCUCCUCUCACUGUGGUGACAAAACUGCCGACUUUAUUCACCUUUGAUUCCAAAACCAACAGAAAUCAGGACCAGUUCCCCUAUAAUGAUAAUUUUAGCAGCCCGAAAACCCCCAAGGAUGGUGUUUUUGACCCGUUUGCUCCAGGUCCUGAUGAUAAAGUCUUGGCUCCCCAGUCCAAGAAAUACUUUGAUGAGGCAGGGAUUAGUGUUGCACGAAGACUUCACUUUGGAUCUUCUCUCAAAGGUUUGGAUCAUGAAAGUCCUGGUGAUGGAAUGGAGUCCAUUUCAGAUGAGGAGAUAUUCAAAUCAGUAUAUGAGAAUCUCCUGGAGGCUAUUGUUUCUAAGCAAACAGAGAGUGCUCUUGCUGAACUAUCAAAUAUGGAAUGGGAUUCUGAUUCUUGCAGGACACCUCCCUCAGCUUCUCAACUAAAUGGAAUUGCAGAAACUUGCCCUGGUGCUCCUUUGAAACCAACUGGUAAAUCAAGGAUUAUUGAUUUGGGAUUAUGCAGAAAACUUGAAUUCUAACGGUAUUGGAUAUUCUCUGUGCAACUGAGAACGUGACACUACACUGCCAACUAAUUUUGCAAGUGUUCAUUAUGUGUUAGAGAAAAGCCCUAACUUUUGUGCCUCAUAAGCUUAACUUCUGGUUAUUAGAGAUUUAAUUUAGACAGGGAAAACUGCUGUCUGACCUAGAUUACAGUGUAGUAGUAGCAUUGUAUAGGAAUGUUUGAUGCUUUAUAUCCUUGGAAAUUAUCUAGUGUUUCUUUUCUUAGUCAGCAACAAGAGUUCUUUGUUUAUGUGCAUGUUGUGUAAUUAUUAUGUUAGCUUGUACAUUCGUGAAUAUGAAUUUCUUCCUUUCUGUC
Messenger RNA from Manihot esculenta (cassava), 1314 nucleotides. RefSeq names its product cyclin-dependent protein kinase inhibitor SMR11. The record is from RefSeq and is a predicted model, not a curated record. Lineage: Eukaryota; Viridiplantae; Streptophyta; Magnoliopsida; Malpighiales; Euphorbiaceae. The coding region runs from base 272 to 976 and encodes 234 amino acids. The transcript has 2 exons.